AUGUUUGUGGAAUCCCAAGGAAAUCCAGGAACAGAUCCAUUGGUUUUGUGGCUAAAUGGAGGUCCUGGCUGUUCAUCUCUUGGUGGUCUAUUUGAAGAGUUAGGCCCAUAUUUAAUCAACAAAGAUGGAAAAACACUUCGCCUAAAUCCUUAUUCGUGGAAUAAUUAUGCAUCAAUUAUAUUUUUAGAAUCCCCUGCUGGGGUUGGAUUUUCGUAUAAUACUAAAAGCAAGAAUGUUUUGACAAAUGAUGAUGAGGUGCCUUUAAAACUAUACAGUCGUACCUCACUUUAA
Messenger RNA from Meloidogyne enterolobii, 291 nucleotides. NCBI's taxonomy places the organism in Eukaryota, Metazoa, Nematoda, Chromadorea, Rhabditida, Meloidogynidae. The record is from the annotation of a GenBank genome assembly.